Molecule: messenger RNA, 4538 nt
Organism: Danaus plexippus (monarch butterfly)
Lineage: Eukaryota; Metazoa; Arthropoda; Insecta; Lepidoptera; Nymphalidae
Gene: Gyc88E
Product: soluble guanylate cyclase 88E
Exons: 16
Coding region: 182-2890 (902 amino acids)
Biological process (GO): cGMP biosynthetic process; nitric oxide-cGMP-mediated signaling; response to oxygen levels
Cellular component (GO): guanylate cyclase complex, soluble
Molecular function (GO): guanylate cyclase activity; heme binding; oxygen sensor activity
Source: RefSeq, a predicted model, not a curated record
AAGCGGCGCUCGGCUCAGGAUGACGUUUAUACUUAGAAUCAUUUAAAUCCUCUACAUCCGGAAAGUGUUUUGUUAUUAUUUGAAAUUCAGUGGCCUCAUAUAUUUUUUUGAACUGGUGUUUGUGUGUGGUUUUGAUAUUCAUUCGGUUUUUUUUCAUUUCGGAGAUAUAAAUACAGGCAAAAUGUACGGCUUGCUGUUGGAGAACAUGGCGGAGUACAUCCGUCAGACUUACGGAGAAGAAAGAUGGGAGGAUAUACGUCGCCAGGCUGGAGUGGAACAGCCAUCAUUCUCUGUGCACCAAGUCUAUCCUGAGAAUUUAAUUACAAGAUUGGCUAAAAAGGCCCAGGAGGUGUUAGGCAUAUCAGAAAGAGAAUUUAUGGAUCAAAUGGGCGUAUACUUUGUAGGUUUUGUCUCACAGUACGGCUACGACAGAGUUUUAUCAGUUUUAGGUCGACAUAUGCGGGAUUUUCUGAACGGUUUGGAUAAUUUACACGAAUACUUAAAAUUCAGUUAUCCAAGAAUGAGAGCCCCGAGUUUUAUUUGUGAAAAUGAAACAAGGCAGGGAUUGACACUACACUACCGAUCCAAACGGAGGGGGUUCGUUUAUUACGCCAUGGGACAAAUUAGAGAGGUAGCCCGUCACUUCUACCAUAAGGAGAUGCGUAUAGAGUUGUUACGCGAGGAACUCCUUUUUGACACAGUUCAUGUAACUUUCCAACUGACGUUCGACAAUCGUGCAUUCACCCUGGCCUCGCUGGCAAUGACAAGGGAAGAAAAACAUCUGCCUAUUAGCGCUUCGGUCCUCUUUGAGAUAUUCCCGUUUUGUAUUGUCUUUGGUUCAGACAUGGUAGUUCGCAGCAUCGGCAAUUCCCUGAUGGUGAUUUUACCAGACCUAGUGGGGAAGAAGAUCACCAACUGGUUUGAUCUCGUGCGACCGCUCAUAGCGUUUAAAUUUCAAACCAUCCUAAACAGGACGAAUAACAUCUUCGAACUGGUGACAGUGGAAGCUGUUAUGCAUGAGAAGGCGCCUGACAAACGUAACGAACUCAUCAGGCUGUCUGAUGAAUCUGAUACAACUACUGAAAAGAAUUUGCGGCUCAAAGGACAAAUGAUAUACAUGGACAAUUGGCGCAUGAUGAUGUACCUUGGCACGCCAGUGAUGCCUGACCUGGCAGCGCUUGUGUCAACAGGGCUAUACAUCAACGAUCUCUCGAUGCAUGACUUCAGCAGAGACCUUAUGUUAGCUGGCACACAACAAUCAGUCGAACUAAAGCUAGCCUUGGACCAGGAACAGCAAAAAAGUAAGAAGCUCGAGGAAUCCAUGAGGAAAUUGGAUGAAGAGAUGAAGAGAACGGAUGAGCUGUUGUAUCAGAUGAUACCGAAACAGGUCGCUGAUAGGUUGAGAAACGGAGAGAAUCCCAUUGACACUUGUGAGAUGUUCCAUAGUGUGUCCAUAUUAUUCUCCGAUGUUGUGACCUUCACGGAGAUCUGUUCCCGCAUCACUCCGAUGGAAGUUGUCUCGAUGCUUAAUGCUAUGUACUCCAUAUUCGAUACGCUCACAGAACGUAAUCGCGUUUAUAAGGUUGAAACAAUAGGUGACGCUUACAUGGUAGUGUCAGGGGCACCAGAAAAAGAGGACAAUCAUGCUGAGAAGGUCUGCGACAUGGCACUUGACAUGGUCGACGCGAUUACAGACCUUAAAGAUCCCAGCACAGGUUCCCAUUUAUCGAUUCGGGUGGGAGUACAUUCUGGUGCAGUGGUCGCAGGCAUCGUUGGUUUGAAGAUGCCUCGCUACUGUCUUUUCGGGGACUCAGUGAAUACAGCAUCUCGUAUGGAAUCGACGUCAGAGGCGAUGAGGAUCCACAUCUCACAGACAACGCAAGAGCUGCUGUCGCCAUCCUACAAGGUCACCGAACGAGGCGAAAUACAAGUGAAAGGAAAAGGUGCUAUGAAAACUUACUGGUUAGAGGGACGUGAAUCUAGGCCAUCGCUGACUAAACUAAUUUCAUCCCAAAUUCAACCAGUAUCAGAACUGGAAUGGGAAAGGGCAGCCGAUGUACGAGACAGCAUCGCCGAAUACUCAGCACAGCAACUGAAUAAUAAGGAAACAAAUAUCCAUCUUCCCAACGCAAUCAAUUUUGGGCCCAAUUCACUUAGCAACAACAACGCUGGUAAUCCAACAUUCCAACCAUCCACUCCGACUGUCAAGAGCCCUACAGCCCCUACUAUGAUGUCACCAGCUGAAGAGAGACGGAUGUAUUCUCCUGUCACUUUCCAGGAUGUCGCUAGACGGAGUAUCGCCAACUCACCGAACAGAACAGAAAAGGAUAAAGAAUCAAGAUCAACCACAGCGAGUGUGGGAGGUCAAUGGACUGAUGCGGAAUCUUUGGACCCACAACGCACCCUCGACAGUUUAAACUCUUCUUUCUGUUACAGUUCAACGUCCCCUUGUAGGGUCGGUACAGCACCAGCAACCAAAUGUGAUGACUUCUUUACAGAACCAAUGACACGCGAAUCUCCGGCACACUCUGCUCCAGUACUACCAGCAUUACCAGCACCAGCGCUCAUGAGAACCAGCCUCGACGAUAUUGAAACUGAUACAGAAUAUCAAGAUGCGCACACGGAUCACAUCUGCGCUUCAGAAAACACAGAACCUCCAAAACAAGGCAAGGUCAGCAGGUUCCGCGCUCGAAUAGUACCAGGGCAGCAUAAAAUAUGUGCGUUAAAAAAUUCAACCAAGGAUUCUGUCAAAGAAAAAGUCCAACCGCCGACUAACGUCCAGCCACACGGCCAUCAUCACACAAAAAAUGUAAACCAUCACCAAUGUUGCGGUGCGUUCGGAAAUCCGCAUGUCCGUCACAAAACCAGUUCCAGCUGUCAUUUGAUUUAGACAUUUGUUUUUUUUUUUUUAAUAAAGACAACAACGAUCUUAUCACUCGGCCUAAAAGGUUAUAAGUAUGGUAAGGAAUCACUAAAUAGUCAUAGUAUUUUUAUAUUAAGUGUAAUAAAUCGAUGUUUAAAUUUUUCACUUAUCGUUGUAGUUGUUUUAAACGUUUAGUAUUCAAUUAUAAGAAUUAUGUGGCUUCGUUUACCAAAGCAAAUCUUAAUAUAUUAAGGUAUUUUUUUUUAGUUACAGUCAAACACGAACUUAAAAUAUCUACUAGAUAUCAACAGGCAACCCAAAGCUAAUUCCAAAGAUUUAUUAUUCAAUUACAAUAUAAUAUCAAUGUAAGAAUAUCGUAAGACAAUAUAUUUUCUAUCACAGUAUUAUUUUUUAUAUUUACUUUUGUACCAAUAUUUGCAAUUUCACUUAGUCUGCAAAAUGUUGGCACUAUAAUUAAGGCCAUUUUCAGCCAGGAACUUUAAAAAAAAACUCAAGUCAGAAUCUUACGGGAAUUUUUUUUUUUAUAUUUUUAUUUAUAUUGUAACAGCAUUACCACAAGUAUUAUGUAUACCAAUAAAAUUUUCCGGCCUUUGUCUGUUACAGUGAUAGCCCAUAUUGUUUAAGGAAAUAUUAUUUAUUAAUUUACAUUUCAAAGUGAGCUUUACUAAUGACAAUAGAUAAAAGAAGUUAAAAUUUAUAUAGCACACGCUGUAUGACAGUGUUUUAGGAAAAUUUUGGAUGUCAUUAUAAAUUUUUUUAAUUAAUACUAUUAUUGUAAAUAAUCAUAAACAACGUAUGGAGAUUUUUAAGAUUUGAAAUUAAUAUAUUUAAUUGUCGUAAUAUAAAUAAUAUUAUUUUUUUAAGUUGUACUAGACAAUGGUUUCUAACGUUCACAAUAUCUUUAUAAAAGUUACCUCGACAAAAACGACUUUUAUCACUGAUUUUCGUAAAAAACAGAAAGAAGUUUGUAUAUGUAUUUCUUAUGACAAUUACGUAUUCAUAUCAAUGUACCUAGGUGGAGAACUUUUAGUUAAGCAACUUAAGGUGCGGUCGGACGUCGGAUGGGUGGACAAUAUAGAUAAUGGGUACCAGAAGCCCUAAGCAUCUGUACCCUUAUCUCAAGUUGCAUUUUAAAUAUUAACCGUUUCCUCUUUCAUGUCCGAGGAUUUAUGAAUGAAAUAUUCUCCGUAUUUGUUUUGAAUUGCAAACUUAUGAUAAGCGGGGAAUAUUUUACCACAACCUGCGCCACGCCGUACGAUAGUUUGGUCUUUGGUAACAUUUGUUAACGUCAAUUAGCAAUCUAGUCCUUUUUGAGAUUAUCUAAAUGUUGUAUUUAAUUUUUUUACAUGUUUACAUUUGAUAUUUUAAAUCGUUUAUUAAAUUUUAUAGAUAUUUUGUUGCUUAAAUAAUAAACUUGGAGCGGCUCGGAAACGAGUAUUUUUUUUAUUGAGUGCAAAUCAAUAGAACGCUAAGGAUUUAAAUGUUGAUGUUAUGUACAGGAAAAUAUUGAAAUAUAAAAUCUUGUCUAUGGUAAAGAAUAAUGUUUUAAAAUACAUGUCAAAGUUUGUAAAUAGGAUAUGUUUAAAUUAUAUAAAAAAUAUUAUACAAGUCGGCUUAUGUAACUAUGUAUUUUUUUCGGUCGUGCGUUCUCACU